GCGGCGCUCGCUUUCACGCACCUGCACCUACGCAGCCCUCCCAGGCGCUCUUUUGGAGAAGGGACUCCUAAGGCUUUCAGGGCAUCACUUUCCGCAACCAGCUGCCUUAUGGAAGGUCGAUGUUCUCGGUGUAAAUGCGGUGCUUUCCUAAAGUGAGAGUCAAGAGACUCGCUCCGUCCUGGCCACCCCGGAACGACAAGUUGGAGCCCCGCGUUUCCUGAUCGACCUCAUUGGCGGCAUCACUUCCGCCCAGGGUUUGGAAUACCCGAGGCGCUUUGGCGGCGAACACCCGGAAAGGCACUGCCGGUGCCUGUUGCCAAGGCGCCGGCCCCGUGGGCCUAAAGGAGCGACAUUAUUGGCGUCGUCCUCUCCCCCCUUCCUGGGGGUCGAGAUGUCGGGGCUCAGCUGCCCAGAGAGAGAGGGCUGUCGUAAGCUGCUCGGCCUGCUGGAUACCGACGAGAUCAUGGCCCUGUGCGACACCGUCACCAACCGCCUGGUGCAGCCUGAAGACCGCCAAGAUGCCAUUCGUGCAAUCUUAGUGUACAGUCAAAGUGUAGAAGAACUUCUGAGGCGUAAAAAAGUCCACCGAGAUGUCAUAUUUAAGUACUUGGCAUCACAGGGGGUUGUUAUACCUCCAGCUACUGAAAAACACAAUCUUAUCCAGCAUGCAAAGGAUCACUGGAAAAAGCAAUUACAUCUGAAAUUGAAGGAAACACCAGAGCGAGUUAACACCUCUCAGGACAUUAGAGACUUUAAACAGGAGAAAGAAGAUAAAACUGAAAAAGUUGAUUUCCGUCGAUUAGGAGAAGCAUUCUGUCGCUGGUUCUUUGAACUUCUUAAUUCUCAGAAUCCUUUUUUUGGACCACCUCAAGAUGUAUGGGGGCCACAGCACUUCUGGCAUGAUGUCAAGCUUAGGUUUUACUACAACACAUCUGAACAAAAUGUGACAUACUACCAUGGAGCAGAAAUAGUGAGCCUUCGUCUGCUGUCACUUGUGAAAGAAGAACAUCUUUUUCUCAGUCCCAACCUUGAUUCCCAUGGAUUGAAAUGUGCUUCUUCUCCCCAUGGUUUGGUUAUGGUUGGAGUUGCCGGGACUGUCCACCGAGGGAACUCUUGUUUGGGCAUUUUUGAACAAAUUUUUGGACUCAUCCGCUGCCCUUUUGGGGAGAAUACUUGGAAAAUCAAAUUUGUCAACCUGAGGAUUAUUGGACAGUCUUCCCUUGCUCCUGAAGCAUUAAUGAAACCAGCUAUUACAUUUGAACCGAGUGAUCUAGAGGCCUUUUAUAAUGUAAUUGUUGUAUGUGGUGCCAAUGAAGUACAAAGUAAUGUAAGGCAGACGGAUAGUCGAACUGGAGACCAAGGUUUGUGCAGUGGAAAUGAGGCAUUGUUGAACAAAAGAUAACUGAGUUUAAGUAAUCCUCUAAAGCACUGAGCACUGUAUGUACGGAGACUAUUCCAGAUACUACAUUGAGAUAUUUUAGUUGAAAUAUCUUUUUUGACUACAGACUAACAUAUGUGAAUACUUGCCUCUUUCUACCUGAGCUGCUGCAAAAUGUUCUAAGGGCUUAAUGCAGUUCAAAUAAAUCCCACUUUAGAUGUUAUAAAUGUUGUGCCCUAGAAACCAGGUAAUAUUUUCAUUUUACUGAGUAUAAAUGUUCUGCUAAUGUGUAUACAUUUCAUGUGGAAAAGGAGUGAUGGUGUUCAAGGCUUCCCAUAAUUUUACAAUAUUUAAAAAAUAUGCACUUUAAAAAAAUUGCAUAUUUUAGAGAUGUCUAAUGUAAAAUCAAACUUCUUAUUUUAGAAAACAUCAGUGACAUUCAUAUGCAGAAAGUUUAAUAAUAUAGCAGGCAUAGAAAAAUUUACUUUGCCUUUUUAAAAUCUGAGGAACCUAUUUCAAAGUUAUCUACUGUAGUCCAACUUAGAUUUCUUAUAACCUGCAACAUUUUCUGAACUAUUUUGGGCAAUGUUAAGUGCUGUUCUCAAGUCAGACUUUAUUAUCUAAGCUCUAACAGUUUUACGGGGCAUUUAUUGUUAACACCAUAUAAAGGAAACAUACUGUAGAAAUUUUUGAAAGGUGUGCCCAGUUUCUAACUUUUAAUUGAAUUACUGUUUUUCCUCUUGCUUGAUCUUGGUUGAGGCGACCAAAAAAUAAAAAUAAAACUGUAAUGUAAGCAUAUACUCCCUCAUCAUAAAUUAAAAUUAUUAGGAUUUUUUUCACCUGUAACUUGUUUUACUAGGAUUGAGUUAUGCAGGUUAAGUUGCCAAAUUAAUUACAUAGUUGCUUUAAAAUUUAAAUUUCUCAUCACCCAGCGGCUACUUGCUGAUACUGGAUUUAAUUUGUAAUUUUAAUUUUCAAAUGGAAAAAAAUUCAACUGGGAAAUGCUGUGAUGUUGUAUUGUACAUGUUAACUUUUUACCUUUAACUCUGCUCAUGAUCAUCUGGGUGACUGAAAAUAAUUUUGGAAGCAGGAGGAAAGAACUCUUUUUUGUUUUUUUCAUGCCAUCCCUCUUAUGAGGAGUACAGGUUGAUAUGUCCUAAAAUAAAAACUUAAAAAAGGAGGGAAAACUCUUUUGUCUGUUAUUAGAACAGUGUAUUAUUUAGAUUUAAAGCCAAUUUUAUUUUUCUCUAAGUUGGAAGUAUUAUAACAUGUAAUCGAUAAAUAUCCUAAGUAAAGGAUAAAUUAAAGACUAUUCCCAUCA
Molecule: messenger RNA, 2699 nt
Organism: Myotis lucifugus (little brown bat)
Lineage: Eukaryota; Metazoa; Chordata; Mammalia; Chiroptera; Vespertilionidae
Gene: CUNH3orf38
Product: chromosome unknown C3orf38 homolog
Exons: 3
Coding region: 392-1402 (336 amino acids)
Source: RefSeq, a predicted model, not a curated record